AUGAUGCUGACAUGUAUCAAUUAUAUGGGAUCAUCAAUUUAUACACCGGGGCAAGGAGGGAUCCAAGAUGAUUUUCACGUAGGUCACGUUACUGCCACACUAAAUUUAUCAUUGUACGUCCUUGGUUAUGGGUUAGGUCAAAUAUUCUUUUCACCACUUUCCGAAGUGGCCAAAAUUGGCAGACAGCAAAUUUAUAUUAUUACUUUCUUUAUAUUUAUGCUUUUGCAAAUAGGGUGUGCUACAGUCCAGAAUAUUGCAGGACUCGUCAUUUUGAGAUUCAUAACAGGCAUCCUAUGUUCACCUUCCUUAUCGACCGGCGGUGCCUCAAUUGCUGAUGUGAUUCACCCCGAGAAACUGACCAUCUAUAUAGCGUUAUGGGCUGUUGGUACUGUAGCUGCACCGAUCGUUGGUCCACUAUUGGGUGCAUCUAUGGUAGUUGCUAAAGAUUGGAGAUGGACUUUUUGGUUAUUAUUUUGGCUCUCUAUUCCAUGCCUGGUCUGUUGUAUCUUCUUUUUCCCUGAAACGUCAGCAUCGAAUAUUCUGUCAAGAAGAGCUUCUAGAGUUAGAGCACAAACAGAUGACAAUAGAUAUUUCACGGAACAAGAAAUCCUUGAUGCUGGUAUAACUUCUAAAGAGUUCUUGAUCAAUACGCUUUAUAGACCGAUUGAAAUCAUUGUUAAAGAACCUAUCGUCCUGGCAUUCGAUAUAUACUUAGCCCUUUGUUAUGGUACCUUCUAUCUUUUCUUCGAAGCCUUUCCUAUUGUAUUUGUUGAAAAUUGGGGCUUCACUUUAAUCGAAUUAGGACUUUCUUAUUUUGGAUUUUGUGUUGGAUGUUGUAUUGCAUUUUCGGUUCUGCUAUUAUUUGUACACAAAGUCGUAAAACCUAGACGUAAAGAAGGCACAUUUGUCCCUGAAACAUUUCUACUGCUCGCUAUGUCAGUGAGUUGGGGCCUACCAUGUGCAUUGUUUCUGUUUGGAUGGGCUGCAAUGACACACUGGAUAGUUCCGAUAAUAGCAGAAAUUUUCUUUGUUUUAUGUGUCUUCAACCUAUUUCAAACUGCUUUUUCAUACUUAGCAAUGUGUUAUCCUAAAUACAUUGCCUCGGUCUACGCAGGUAAUGGAUUCUGUCGUUCUGUAUUUGCCUGUGCUUUUCCACUAUUUGGUAGGGCAAUGUACAAUAAUUUAGCGAUCGAUGGUUAUCCUGUGGGUUGGGGCUCAUCUAUUAUUGGAUUGGUAGCACUAGCACUAGCUUUUAUUCCAUUUGUUUUGUACAGAUAUGGUGAAUAUUUACGUUCAAAAUCAUCUUUCACACGCUAA
Kazachstania africana CBS 2517 is the source of this 1317-nucleotide messenger RNA. Its product is annotated as MFS transporter. The coding region runs from base 1 to 1317 and encodes 438 amino acids. Gene Ontology annotation, biological process: xenobiotic detoxification by transmembrane export across the plasma membrane. Gene Ontology annotation, cellular component: membrane. The transcript has a single exon. Lineage: Eukaryota; Fungi; Ascomycota; Saccharomycetes; Saccharomycetales; Saccharomycetaceae. The record is from RefSeq and is a predicted model, not a curated record. Gene Ontology annotation, molecular function: xenobiotic transmembrane transporter activity; fluconazole transmembrane transporter activity.